Molecule: messenger RNA, 327 nt
Organism: Wallemia mellicola CBS 633.66
Lineage: Eukaryota; Fungi; Basidiomycota; Wallemiomycetes; Wallemiales; Wallemiaceae
Product: histone H3
Exons: 3
Cellular component (GO): nucleosome
Molecular function (GO): protein heterodimerization activity; structural constituent of chromatin; DNA binding
Source: RefSeq, a predicted model, not a curated record
GGAGUGAAGUCUAAAAAACGGUACAAACCAGGUACUGCAGCUUUAAGGGAAAUAAGAAAGUAUCAGAAAUCUACAGAUCUCCUUCUCGCAAAGCUUCCUUUCUCCCGACUCGUUCGAGAAAUACACGAGGAUUUCCUAGACUCAGCUUACAGAUACGAUUAUCAUCCGUCUCGGUGGCAGUCCUCUGCUUUGAUGUGUUUACAGGAAGCUGCAGAAGCUUAUCUGGUACACUUAUUCGAGGAUUCCUAUUUGUGUACUUUACACGCAAAAAGAGUCACGCUUAUGCAACAGGAUAUACGACUCGCUCGAAGAAUACGCGGGCAGUAA